Molecule: messenger RNA, 2741 nt
Organism: Pseudovirgaria hyperparasitica
Lineage: Eukaryota; Fungi; Ascomycota; Dothideomycetes; Acrospermales; Acrospermaceae
Exons: 3
Coding region: 115-2337 (740 amino acids)
Biological process (GO): DNA-templated transcription; regulation of DNA-templated transcription
Molecular function (GO): DNA-binding transcription factor activity, RNA polymerase II-specific; zinc ion binding; DNA binding
Source: RefSeq, a predicted model, not a curated record
UGAUGUCUGUAAGCACCAGUGUUCAGGUCAACUUCGAUCUUGUCUGUGACAGAGACGGAGAUUACCCCAAUCUACAGCCUGUCCAGCGUCUCUGCAAUCUAGGUGCGAAGCGAUAUGCAUAGAGCAGUCUGUGUUACUGCAACGAAUGCAUCCAAAGGGCCGCGUCGUUAUGGCUUCGCCUGUGCGGCAUGUAACAAGCGGAAGAUCCGAUGCGAUGGAGAACGGCCUGUUUGCAGACGAUGCUUGAAACGCGGGGAUCAUUGCGUAUACAAACCUACAGAGGCAGACAGCAACCAAUUACAUCAAGCCCUGGACCGAAUCGCGUUCCUAGAGGAUCAAAUCAGAAAGCUUGAUAUCUCGGACGAUACCGAGCGUGCCCGUGUUUUAGAGGCAUGCGGAGUUUCUGACGCAGAUGCAAGCACUUCGUCAAAUGCGGCUCCCAAGUUGGUGCCGCUAGGUGGCUGUGGCACCCUUCAGCCUUGCGAUGAAUUAAGUGUUGAUGAACACGGUCAAGUACAAUACUUUGGAACUACUUCGCGCUUCUACAUGCCAGACGAACAUUCUGAGCGAGUCGAAUAUUCCAACAACGAACAAAUGCUCUUCGACAAACCGGCACAUAUCGAAUGGCUUCGUACGAAUGCAAAUCUUCAUCAUUCAUUGGAGAAACUCACCUUAGCAAACUUAAGGAACGAUCCUUCCGUGGAUCCAGCACUAUCAAGUGCACUUCUACAACACUACUGGACGUGGCAGCAUCCGUUGCAUAAUUGUGUUUAUCGUCGAUGUUUCGUCCGUGAUUCUGCCUUGGGUGGGCCUUAUUUCUCGCCAUUUCUCCUAAAUGUGAUAUAUGCACAUGCUGGAAGGCACAUGGACCCCAAUGAUGCUCGUUUCAAUUCUAUUGAAUAUGGUGAACGAUUCUUGGCGAAGGCGAAGGCUCUUCUUCAAGUUGAGAUGGAGCAGAGCAAACCGAAGAUUGCCACGAUACAGGGACUCCUGAUUCUAGGAGGUCGGCAGUGCGCAUUGGGUCGGAAUAGCGAGGGCUGGCUUUACACAGGCAUGGCUAUUCGGAUGCUUAAAGAUAUUGGCCUACACAUCAGUCCACAGAAGCUGCGCGACGCAGACAAGCUAAGCCCUGAUGACCUCGAGGCGAGGAAGCGGGUCCUCAUAUCUGCAUACGUGUGGGACAAAACAAUGAGUAUUUGCUUGGGACGUCCACCUACGCUGAAUGAUAUGCCUUUUACGCAUCAUUGUUUAUGGGAUGACUCGGACGACGACACUCUUUGGAAGCCGGACGGAUUGCCAGACGCAGAUCCUACAUAUCCGCCCACUAAGAGCUACAACUCCUUGACUUUCCGUCAUUUCUUGAGACUCUCGAAGAUCACCACUCAGAUGUACAACGUUGUAUAUUCUGCUACUAUCAACUCAAAGACUAUCGAAAUCGAAACGCAAACUCUCGAGACAAAACUUCGAUCGUUCUUUGCAGCGCUACCAGAUGUCAUUAAGGUAGAAGAUCCUGCCACCAUCACGCACUGUCCACCACCUCACAUAUUUUCUCUGAAUAUCCUGACUCAUGUCCUUCUGAUACUUCUAUAUCGGCCAUUUCUGAUAUCUUCUCAUCCUCGAUACAAGCAUCCAACCUUGGUCAGAAGAGCACAACGUGUGUGCGUGGAAGAAAGCUCUAUCGUACAUCACUUUAUCAAGUUGUACCAACGAAGCUUUCGCCUUAAGAAUCAAACGUAUUUGAUCUCAUACUGCAUAUUCACCGGUGCGACCAUCGAUGUGCACGAUCUGAAGACCCCAGACGAAGCCUCCGCCGCCGCUGCCGCUGAAAGAUUAGCCUCAAAGCUGCAGAUGCUCGAAUCUGAAGCUCUAUUAGCUCCAGGACUCCAGAGAAGUGCUGAUAUCAUCAAAAUGCACCUGAGGAUGAGAUUCAAUCCUAGUUCUGCAUCACCGAUCAACCACAGCUCUGGUUCAUGUCUCUCGAAUGAUUCAAAUAUAAGCGCAGUACAAGCCUCAGGAGACCUAUCGAUGCUAUCUAUACCAUCGCAAUUACAUGCAGCACCAGCAACCCAAUCUGGCUUUCAGCCCGCGCCUGCUGUAAAUGGUUCGUCUGCUAUUCAUAGUACACUUCCUGAGUCAGGUUCUUUAACUCAGUAUUCCUUCCCAUCCCAAUCACCCAGCAAUUCAGCUUUGACCACUACGUAUUCACCUACAUGGCAAGAUCCUUUUACAAGCCCAAACUUCACCAUCGAUACAUUCGCCAAUGUCGGAGGUGGUUUUGUUCCGGAAUCCCUGAAUUGGACACUUGAAGACACGAAUUGGGAUUUUAUGCAUUUUUGAUGGCGACACGUUUACAGUCAAACGGAUUAAAUGAGACUCACGAAGGUCAUGUCGACUGGAUCAUCACAAUCAAGACCAAGCGCUGAUCCGAACUAAUUGUCAAUAUUAUUGGUUAUUCAUAAUUUAUGAAGCCUUUAACCCAUUCUCCACUGAUACCGAUACCGUUAAUCCCGGCGUCACUUCUUAGUGAAUACAUUAUUUGAAGACUCUCCAAUCUCGCAGAUACUGCACCGUCCAUGGCAGCAGCUCAAUUUGCUGCAGGUCUUGUUCUCGUAGUGGGUAAUCGACCUGCACUGGCAGCAAGACCACGCUCUCCAAGCCAUCAUGGUAGAAACGGUUGAUUGUCUGUUUUAUUUGGAAAUUUCGGCUUCGUGUAGUAUGGGGUUGGAGAUGGUGGCUUGGUA